AUACUUUUUAAAAAAGAAAAAAAAAAUCUUUCUUAGUCCAUAUAUGGGAACCCCAAUACCAAGCAUUCAUCUUUCUUCAAAGCAGACAAAAGAAACACCUCUCUGUUCUGCCAUGAUUAGAGAAAGACUCAUCUUUGUUUUGCUGCUUAUCACCCAAAUAAUUUGCAAUGCUACGGAAACAAAUCACUGUCCUCCUUCUUCAUGUGGGGAUAUCCACAACAUUAGUUACCCUUUCCGAUUACAAACUGAUCCAAACCAUUGCGGAAUACAUGGAUAUGAGCUUUCUUGUGAAAAUAAUAUCACAGUGUUGAAUCUAUUCAGAGGAAGAUACUAUGUGCAGGCCAUCAACUACGAUAACUUCACUAUCCGACUGGUGGAUGAUGGCAUCAACCCAGAUGAUUGCUCCUCCAUUCCUCGUUUUCCUUUAACUCCUAGCAACUUCUCGGAGGGAGAUGAUCGAUACUUCAGAUUGUAUUCAAUAACCAUAAUUAGUUUCAUAAAGUGCCCAAAUCCAGUGUACUCCCCAUCUUACCUGAACUGUUCUACUUGCAUUAAUGGAGGUUCUGCUUUGAAGACAUUUACUUAUGCGAAGAUUAUAGAUGAAGAUACCAAGGUAUCUGAUUUGAUGGAGUUGUGCAGCGUGGAGAUGAUAUCUUUGCUUCCAGAUGAAAAGGCUUUCGAGAACAAGGAUAAUAAUAAUAUAUCCUGCGUUGAAAUUCACAGGCAACUUGCAUAUGGGUUUGAGCUUUUCUGGCGCUACUACCCUUUGCCAAUCCUCCUGGACACUAAUGACCACUUCAGUAUACAUGAUCUGCUGAGUGCAUUGACGUAUGGAAUCAGUACGAUCGUCAAUGCAAUCGAAUUUGAGUACCCAUCGACAUUCAUUGUUAUUGAACACACGACACACAUGAAAACCUUGUACUUCUAUAAACGUAACUCUUGCGUUGUCUCUCUUGACUGCUUCGUAAAUGCAGGAAAGUUUUUGGGUGGAAGAGCUUUGUUUGGACUUCCAUUUGUAAUUGCUUUUCUUGUAUUCAAAUGGCGAAGGAAACAUCGGUCGGAAUAUGACACAAUUGAGGAAUUCCUACAAACCCAUAAUAACCUUUUGCCGAUAAGAUAUUCUUACUCGGACAUUAAGAAGAUUACUAGAGGUUUCAAGGAAAAGUUGGGAGAAGGAGGCUUUGGUUCUGUGUAUAAAGGAAAGCUUCGUAGUGGUCAAUUUGCUGCAGUGAAAAUAUUGGAUAAAUCUAAAGCUGAUGGACAAGAUUUUAUUAAUGAAGUUGCUACUAUUGGGAAGAUUCACCAUGUUAAUGUGGUAAAACUAAUUGGUUUUUGUGCCGAGGGAUCAAGACGAGCUCUUAUAUAUGAAUUCAUGUCUAAAGGAUCUCUUAAUAAUUAUAUUACUUGUCAUGAAGGAUCCAUUUCUUUAAGUUGGGAAAAACUAUAUGAGAUAUCCCUUGGAGUUGCUGGUGGCAUUGAAUAUCUACAUCGAGGUUGUGACAUGCAAAUCCUUCAUUUUGAUAUCAAACCUCACAACAUUCUUUUGGAUGAAAAUUUCACUCCAAAGAUAUCUGAUUUUGGGAUUGCUAAAUUUUAUCCAACCAAGGGGAGCAUUCCAUCUCUUACAGCUGAAAGGGGAACAGUAGGAUAUAUGGCACCAGAGAUAUUCUAUAGAAACAAAUUCUACAAAAACAUUGAACGUGUCUCAUAUAAAGCAGAUGUGUAUAGCUUUGGACAAUUGGUGUUAGAAAUGGCGGACAGAGAGAAGAAAGUAAAUGCAUUUGUUGAAAGUUUAAGUGACGUUUACAGUCCAUAUCGGCUUCAUGACCAACUCUCUAGUGGAAACUUACCAAUAGAAGAUAUAGAAAAGGAGGAAAAUAUAAAAGCUAGGAAAAUGAUGAUAACAGGAUUAUGGUGCGUACAGUUUCAACCUUCUGAUCGUCCUGCAAUGAACAAAGUUAUAGAGAUGCUUGAAGGAGAUUUUGAAAGCCUACAAAUGCCUCCCAGGCCUGUUCUAUUUCCUGCAGAUUCAAUGAUUACGGAUGGGGGAAGAUUGUCAUUAACAUCAGAUGAGUUUACAGAAUCAAAUAGCUUGGCUGAAAAUUCGGGAGGACACAUAGGAAAUAUUCUGCUCAGUGCAGGGGAAGGCCAACAUGCCACCCGUUGAAAGAGUAGUCUUUCCAUUUUAAAUGGUAGAACAGAAAUCUUCUUCAUCUUGCAUCCUUUUAAAUUGCUGUAAACACUAGAGUUGAUUAAUGACUUGAUGAUAGUUUGUAAUGAUUCUGUUUUUAACUUGCAAGUGCAAGCUACCUUUAUUUGCAUCGUAUUUGUGGUUCUUCUAAACCUAAUGAUAAUGCAUUUGCAGAUGUUUCACUAUUUGUUGGUUUUGUUUUUCCAUGCAGCGAUUGCUUCUUAAGCUUUAAGCUCCAAUAUCUAAUCAUCACUUCUAA
Hevea brasiliensis (rubber tree) is the source of this 2450-nucleotide messenger RNA. RefSeq names its product rust resistance kinase Lr10-like. The transcript is spliced from 4 exons. The coding region runs from base 44 to 2167 and encodes 707 amino acids. Lineage: Eukaryota; Viridiplantae; Streptophyta; Magnoliopsida; Malpighiales; Euphorbiaceae. Gene Ontology annotation, biological process: protein phosphorylation. Gene Ontology annotation, molecular function: polysaccharide binding; protein kinase activity; ATP binding. The record is from RefSeq and is a predicted model, not a curated record.